This is a messenger RNA of Coniophora puteana RWD-64-598 SS2, 576 nucleotides long. RefSeq lists its product as uncharacterized. Lineage: Eukaryota; Fungi; Basidiomycota; Agaricomycetes; Boletales; Coniophoraceae. The coding region runs from base 1 to 576 and encodes 191 amino acids. The transcript is spliced from 9 exons. The record is from RefSeq and is a predicted model, not a curated record.
AUGUCCUCGGCUUCCCUUCAACAAGAAUUAGAUUCUGAAGUGUCCUUGUUUAUCAUAGGAGCUUAUGCAAAUGUGGUCUACGACUAUUGUGGGCAUUUCCCAGCUGUUUUUACAGACUUCAAUAACUAUCCGCAGUUGCAAAUAUUGAUUAUGAGUAAUUGGUUACUGAACAUGCACCAUAAGGUGGAGUUUAUUUGGAAUCAGGCCAGGAAAAUCUCGUGGACAACAAUUGUCUAUGCAGUAUUCAGAUGCGAUACUUGGGAAUAUCAUUCGCAAGUAUCCUUGUUUCAUAGCAGUUAUUUUGCAUGGGUACUAUUUCAAGUCUUGUCAAUUUUGCUUUCCAUUACUUUACAAGGUAUGAUGGCUGUUCGAGUAUAUGGGCUACUUGGCAGGUCCAGAGCCGUCUUGAUUGGUCUCUCUACCUGCUUCACAACCACAUCUAUCAUCAAUAUUACUGGUGUUGCGUUUUAUAUGGCCACUGGCCCUGAUCUCGUCUUUCAGCUUCUGCAAUUUCAACACCCCAUCAACUCUCUUGUGGAUAUUUCCAGCAACAAGUAUGGCAGUUUUGGUGUUUGA